AUGGCUCCCGUUUUGGAGAAGCAACUCCCGGGCGUAGCCGGGGCAGGCGACCACAACAACGAGGAGGAAGAAGGACUAGACCUUUGGACCUCAAUACUCAGUGAUGUUUCUACCCGAUCAAGUUCAAAAUUGCCAUCAGGAAAAAACAUUUUGGUAUUUGGUGAGGAUGGAUCUGGAAAAACUACACUCAUGUCCAAACUUCAAGGGGCUGAACACAACAAGAAAGGAAGAGGACUGGAAUAUCAAUACUUAAAUGUCCAUGAUGAAGACCGAGAUGACCUUACACGAUGUAAUGUGUGGAUCCUGGACGGGGACCUCUACCACAAAGGCCUGCUUAAGUUUGCCGUUUCUGCACAGUCACUACCUGAUUGCCUAGCCGUAUUUGUUGCGGAUAUGUCGCGGCCCUGGACCAUUAUGGAAUCACUGCAGAAGUGGGCCAGUGUACUACGUGACCAUGUGGACAAAUUGAAGAUCCCUCCGGAGGACAUGAGAGAAAUGGAGCUCAAGAUGGUGAAAAUGUUUCAAGAGUACACAGAACCGGAGGAUGCCACGCCUGCAUCACCACAGAGACGGGCACUGGCAGCAGGGGAAGACGAAGCUGUGGUGUUACCACUGGGGGAAGACACACUCACGCACAACCUUGGCAUUCCAGUGCUAAUAGUUUGCACAAAGUGUGAUUCUGUCAGCGUAUUGGAGAAGGAGCACGACUACAAAGAAGAGCACUUUGAUUUCAUCCAGUCACACAUUAGGCAAUUUUGCUUACAAUAUGGAGCUGGUCUAAUCUACACCUCAGCCAAAGAGGAAAAGAAUCUAGAUCUGCUUUACAAAUACAUUGUACAUAAAUUGUAUGACUUCCACUUUACGAAUCCUGCCCUAGUAGUGGAGAAAGAUGCAGUGUUCAUCCCGUCAGGGUGGGAUAAUGACAAGAAAAUCUGCAUUUUGCACGAAAACUUAACAACCGUCAGACCUGGAGAUCCAUUUGAAGAUUUUAUCACAAAACCUCCAGUAAGAAAGAUGGUGCAUGACAAAGAGAUAAAUGCUGAGGAUGAGCAAGUAUUCCUGAUGAAACAACAGUCUUUGUUAGCAAAACAGCCAGCCACUCCAACUAGAGGAGCUACUGAAUCUCCAGGACGUACAGCGUCAGGUUCUCCAAGGCCUGCGGGACGUGCUGCACCCACUUUGACCGGCGGUUCUCCGAUGACUGCGGUCAAAAAGCCUGAUGCCAAUAUGAAAGCAGGGGCAGCCAAUGAGGGUGUAUUGGCCAACUUCUUCAAUAGUCUGUUGAGCAAAAAGACAGGAUCGCCAGGGAGUCCUGGAAGUGGCGCUGGAGUGCAAGGUUCAGCCAAAAAAACAGGGCAGAAGCCGGGUUUGAAUGACGUCCAGGCUGAGUUGGACCGUAUGACACGCAAACAGGACCCCAUGGUUUCAGCCAACAACAUACCGCCGCAGACUGAGAACGAAGCGUGA
Messenger RNA from Nerophis lumbriciformis (worm pipefish), 1467 nucleotides. NCBI's taxonomy places the organism in Eukaryota, Metazoa, Chordata, Actinopteri, Syngnathiformes, Syngnathidae. The record is from RefSeq and is a predicted model, not a curated record.